Porites evermanni is the source of this 8680-nucleotide messenger RNA. Lineage: Eukaryota; Metazoa; Cnidaria; Anthozoa; Scleractinia; Poritidae. The record is from the annotation of a GenBank genome assembly.
AAACAUGGCGGCCGAGAAGGGCUCUCGUUUUUCGCUUUACGAAAGAAUAAGAUGGUCUAUCUACAUCUGUCUAUUUUUAGGCUAUUCCUCGUAUUAUUUUUGUAGAAAAUCAUACACUUUUGUUGUUCCAGCUCUCAUAAGUGAACUGAACAUAAAGAAGAACGAACUCGGAGUUAUAACGAGCGGUUUUGCCGCCAUGUAUGGUAUCGGAAAGUUUAGCGGAGGUCUCUUAUCUGAUUCGUUAAGCCCGCGAACAAUAUUUACAACGGGAAUGUUACUAACUGGAAUUAUAAACAUUGUGAUAGGAUUCACUGGAAAUGUAUGGCUAUUAACUUUUCUUUGGAGUGUCAAUGGUUUAGCACAAGGUUGUGGAUGGCCUCCUUGUGCCAAGUUACUCAGAGAAUGGUUUGCCCCAUACCAGGUAAGCGUUCAUGUAUAUCUACAUCUAGUAGCCGAGGAAUACCAUCAUCACAUACGACGCAUUUGUACAAUUUUUAACCCCCGCAGUUUAACAGUGUAGUUCCAAGGGUAAUUUUGCAUUGAGAGCUAUCGAAAUAAAUUAUUAAUCUGUGAGUGGUGAGUAAUACGCUUAACCAACCAUUCACAAUUUCUGCAAGACUGCGAGCAGUGUCAUAUUUUUCUUUGCAAAAGUAAUCCACGUGUAUAAACCCAUGCAUGCGAGCGACAGGCUGUGAGUGGCAAAGCACCAGUCUUACCCUUAUUCAGUCAAGCCUGGUUUCCAUAUGAUAAUCUGAAUUGUCCUGAUCACCACAGUUAUUUAAAAACAUUUCGAGACGAUCCGGACGACUUGGACGAUAGAUAGUUUCCAUACAAUCGUCUUGAUCACCUUAAGGACAAGAGACAUGGGGUCGUCAGCGCUGUCUCUGGGUCAGACAUUAGAAUUUUGCGCGUGUUUCACAAACAAGCCAAACCAAGAGCCAUAGCCAUAGCCAUAGCCAUAGCAUAGUGAUUAAUUUUAAUCGGAGAGUGAACCUCAUGCCUUGCUAUCUGCUUUUUUUCUUGAUUUUGUGGUGUUGACAAUCUAGAAAAGUUCCUCAAAGACAUUUGAAAUAGUGCCUAUUCACAGUGUAAACAUUUUUGCAUUAUUUUUUCAACUUCAGCGGCAUCCAGACCAAAUUUAUUCUCAAUUACUGGAAUAAUAAUGAUUUCUGGGAUAGCCUUUGAUCCUUCCGAUUGCCUCAGUCGUCUGAGAGCAUUUCCAAAUGAUCACUUUGAAAUUUACACAAUCGUCCCAAUCGUCUGGAUAGAUUUCAACGCUAUCCAAGCAAUCAAGGUCCUUUCAGUCAUCCUGGUUAUUUGCGAUUGUCCGGGUAGCAUUUCCAUAUGAUCGUCCCCAUCAUCUGAACAUUAGUUGAGACGACUGGGAUGAUUGGGAUGGUUAUAUGGAAACCAGGCUUCAUUAAGCCGUCAGCAGCUGUAAAAUUGACCAAUCAGCUACUCCGUUUCUGGACUGAUGGAUGGUUUGUUUACUACAAAAGAGUUCCCAGUCCGUCUUUUCUCAUGACUCUCGUCCAAUAUUUUUUUACAACAUUGCUCUUUGCAAUUGGGCUGCUGGGAUAAGAACUGGAGGAUUUUAAGAAAAAAGAUGGACUGCAAGCUGACCUGUGUAGCAGGUGGGGUCGUUCAUGCGAGAAAGCUUUUGGCAAGAGAACUGCAAACAAAGGGUUGCCUUUAUGUUGCUUAUUGGCAUAUAUAGAAUCAAAGCUGUAUGCUUGUUGGUUUUUACUAAAACUCAUUUUCUUAGAGUCAGUCAAUUAAUUGGCUAAUUGCAAAUAGAUUAUCACUAAAUAUAAAAAAAUCUAACUCUGUCAUUUUUCGACCAAGACAAAAAAAAUUACAUCACCAAGUCAACUUGAAAGUAUUUGACCAUCAUACCAACUCUUACAUCCCUUUAGAAUGCAAAAAUUUUGUCAAAUACUUAAAGGUGUGCUUAUUGAUUUUAAUCUCUUGUGAAAUACCACAUCGCCCACAUUGCUUCAAAAAUAAGGAAAACAAUUGGCAUAGACCAAUUCGGCUAACUCAAUGUUGUACCCAAUUAAAACCCUUUGGGAAUAAAACGUUUUGUCUCAGGAAUUUCCAUAUCAUUUAAACGUAAAUGGCACAUUAUAAUGCAAAUACAAUACACAAAGAAUCUUCCUGGGAGAUUUGAAUUGGGUACGACACUGAGUUAGCCGAAUAGGUCUAUUAUUGCCAGCCUUAGACACUUUGUCUUUUUUUCGAAAUAUGGCAUAAAAAUCUGGAAUAGUCCACUGUGUGAAAUAUGUCAAAUGUCCAAAAAUAACUUUAAAAUCAAUGUCCAUGACACAUUUAUAUACUCCGAAUACUUUCAGAAGAAAAUGAUGAUAUUGAUUCACCCAAUUUAAUAACAAAAAAUUCUUGAACACUUGACUUAUAUUUGCAAUAAUUAUACGAGAUUGUAAACUUAAUUUAAUCUAUGUUUUUGCUCUUUUUCUCUAGUCUUGCUUGUGAACUAUUUAUUAUAUAAAAUAGUAACGUGUAACCACUGCUCGCCUUGACUAGCUAAUUGUUAACUGUGGGCAGUGGGUAUUGCUUGUAAAAUUUGAAAUAAUCAAUUGAACAGUCAUAAAAAAGUGUAUCAAUUUUGUUCAAACCAAAAAACAAUACAGGUUACAUUCCUUUUGACCAAUCUAAAUUCAGAUUUGGUGAUCCAAAAUUUGAUUUUUCAUUUUGUUAAGGACUAAACCAAUCCUAUAUUGCAAUCUGAAUGAUCCACCUCCGUACUUGGAUCAUUUGGAUUGGCAUCUCAAUCGGGUUUCAGAUUUUUGUUCCAUUUAACAAAACUGCUUUUCAAUAGCAAGAAUAUGCUUGUUCAUCGAUAAACACGACGGUUCAAGGUCAGUUCAGGAAAAGUUAUUGAUACUCCUCUGUUGUUCCAAAGGAUUGUAGUAUAUUAAAGUCAAGUUCCAUGGUAACUCUAAAUCCUUGAAUUAGCAAAUGUGCUUGGAUUUUCUCAUCGUAAAUUGUCCAAUGUACCGGUAUGCCUGUUUAGGGUGCACUUCUCAGCACUUGAGAAUUCGUACAUGUGAUUUUAUUGUCCUCUGAAUUUGUGUGAAUCAAAUUCCAGAAAAUUCCAAGUUGACUAGUACCAGUAUAAACCACCUGUUAGUUAAAGAGCUACUUUUCCUUCCAUUUCUCCACAAGAAGACGUUUAAUUUAGUGGAAAGAAGUAAAAAACGAUGUGUUGAAAAUGCGAAGAAGAUCAGAGGAGCAGGUAGCUUUUGUAUGGAUCAAUCUUAUUUCAGAUUUUUGUUCUGGCUAGCACGAAAAUCCAAACAAUCGUGAUUGACUGAACACAAAAAAAAGUUUGGUUCAAAGGAAUACAACCACAAUAAGUUACACUUGUUCAUGUACAUUGCAUUUGUAGAAGUUUCAUUGAGUUGCUGUCCGAUGUUCAAUUUCUUCUUAUCCUUGUAGACGUUUGACUUGGGCCAGGAUUUCAGACUACAUAAAUAUGUUGGGUAAACUAAAAGCAGCUUAUGGGAAAGUACCCUUGGAGAUUAGUAAUAAAUUAAGAGAGAAUUUUUCUUUCAUUUCAGUUUGCAACACUAUGGAGCCUUCUUACAGCAGGUUGCAACUUAGCAACAAGCAUGUCUCCAAUAUUAACAACAUUUCUCACAACGAACUAUGGCUGGUCAGCUGGUUUUACUGUUCCUGGAAUCAGUACUGCAAUACUGUCUCUUUUAGUAUAUUUCGUGAUUUUUGAUUCUCCAUCAGAAGCAGGACUGGAUGAAUUUAAUCAGUCUAGCUCAGAGACGUCAAGAAAUAAAAAUAAUUCAGUUAGGAAUAAAAGAAAACUCCUCAUAGCACUGAUGCAGAGUCCAUUUUUAUGGGUACUAAGUUUUGGAUAUCUCAUGACUCUCUUUGUGAAGACAGGAGUUGGUGAAUGGACUCAGCUUUUCUUGAUUCAGACAAUAGGAAAAUCACGAUAUGAGAGUAUGUUACAGUGAAAAUAACAAAAGCAUGAACACCAGAAAUAUUCCUGGAAUGUUAUUGUGUUGCAAGGAAAUAGCCAAUCAGGCAUGGGAAAACUAAACCACAAGCAAUUGUUGGUAAUUAAUUUUUGAUUUUGUGGCUAGCUUGUGUGUCCUGGUGUUUGCUGUGAUUGGUUGUAAGACAUUAAACAUUCCUGAAAUAUUUCCGGUAUCCGCGGUUUUGUGAGUUUGUAAUUAAACUAGGAUAAGUUAACUUCUUCAUUGUACAGUACUUUUGUCUAUGAUAGGUUGACCUUAUCAUUUGUCUCUUAAUAGUUUAAACUUUGGUACAUCCUUGGAGACCCAGGGACAGUCAGUCCGGUCAGGAUAAAUGACGGCGAAAGUUUUCAAGAUUCUACUCUUAACAAACUAGUUCCACAACUCGUUCAAAUGCUUGUCUCUGAUUGGUUUUGUGCCCAAUUGGAGGCCAGCAUCUAUCAUGCUGCUUUCAUAAUCCUCUGAUACCAAGUUGUUUACCUGCAAACUAAAUGAACAAACUUUGGUAGAGUAAUCUUGCAGAGUUGCAUGAACAAGCCUAGAAGAACUCUGGUGUUUAUGAAUUAACCUUUAAUCAGUCCAAAGUGUGGUUCCAUUGAAUAUAUGUAAACUGCAUGGAACUAAACCUUCAGAUAGAUGCACCUUGGGUUAAUUUGAUUUCCAUAUAACCCCAACAUUUAUUAUGCAUGCAAAAAUUUCCUACUUUUUCUCACCAAUACAUGUAGUUAGAACACCUGUAUAAACAAAGUGGAAACAUGUAUGCAUAAUAAAUGUAUGUGUUAUAUAGAAAUCUUACCUUUCAUUUUGUUUUGUUUUGCUAGCAUACUAAACUAUGGCGUAUCCUCAGUUUUGUGGCCCCAUUUUAACUGAAAAAUCUUCUUGAAGAAAGCUCUCCUUCACAACCAGACAGGUACAGCGAUCUACAGCGAACAGUCGAGUUUGCAGCUUAAUGCCUUAGUGUAAGAAGAUCAUGAAAGAAGCGUGAUAGAUGCUGGCUUCCGAUUGGGCACAAAAAUCUAUCACAGGGAAAACAAAUUGGCCAAUAGCUGUAACAAUUGCAAAAGUCUUUGGGAAUUCUACAGGGCCCAGUUUCCUCAUUCUCGUUUCUAAAAUGGCGGAUAAGAGUAAACCAAAACAGACAAUUUAUCUACUUGUGAUUGGGAAAGAAUUAUAAACAGAUCAUGUGUAUUUACUGGUGGGGUUCAAGACGUUUUAAAUGGAUAAUGCCAAGUACAUACAUGUAGGUCUCACUCUUUUUGUGCUGUGUUAAACUGCAAGAAAAUAAUGUGUUUAAUUUCUAGUAAAAACAUUUUGUUAUGAUUUCUUACGAUACCUUUGCUCAUAAUUAUUCUGCAGGUAGUAUUGCUAUGAGCUUUUUGGAGAUUGGUGGACUAUGUGGUAGUUUAACAUCUGGAUAUGUCACAGACAAGUUAGUUCAAAAGGUAUUAGUGAUAAGAUAAGUUAGGAAAUAAUUUCAUUUGCAUUUUGUCAACAUUCCAAUAAUUCUCUAACCUUAAUGGGAAAAAAAUUGUUACAAUGUUGAAAAAAUGCCAAUGAAAUAAUUUAUUUCCUUAUUUUCAUCAUUACUGCUGUUAUUAAUAUGCUUACAUAACAGCAAACUUCACAGGAAUGUAAAUUUUCACGUUUAUGAAGGUAGUUAGUAAAGGUAAUAUGGCUCACAGAACUCACAUGGACAGAUAUGACAUAAUAUAAACGGUUGACAAAUAAUGUGAAUUCUGGUUAUCCCAACAACAUAAUUGCAUACAUGUUCUGAGAUUUUGUUACUGUUUAAAAAACAUUCUACACCUGUUUCUAAACUUCUCGACAGCCUUGGUUUAGUUAUUACACUCUUGGUGCGUUUCAUUGUUUACCUGCAAAAUGAGUUAUAUGUUUAUAAAACCCAUGAUAUUUCCCAGCUAGAAGAGUUUUCUUUCUGUUUAUUAUGAACAAGAGAUGGAGGAUAUUAUAUAAUUUAUUUAUGGCCUCAUGGAGCUGUGAAAUUUCCCUGAGGACUGAGAGCAUUUAAUAUUUUUAUGAGUGAGCACAGCGAAUAAGUGGAAUAUUUUUUAACAUGAGAGAGAACUAAUCUCCAAGCAGCCAUGUAAUGUUCUAUUUAUAAUUAAAUAAAUUACCAAUGAAAUAUAUAACCAAACCAAUUCACUUUUUGCUGCAAAAGGUCAAUGUAUCAUGUAGCUAUGGUAAGGGUAAUCUUUUCACAUGUCAAGACAGGUUAUAUUCACAUGUGACUUUGGUUGGUGGUUACAUAACAAUUUUUUUUUCAAUAAAAUCAGAAAUUAGACUUUGCUAGCAUGGAAACGGUAAUGAAAAUGGUCUAGAAACACAUAAUGAAAGCAAAGGAGGAUAGUACGGGUUUAGUGAAUUCUCCACACUCCUUCAGUACAGCUGACACUUAAUGACGGAAAGUUUAUUGGGUAAAUAACUUACUGUUUUCUCCUGUCUUCUUUGCAGUAUGGAACAUCAACAUCAAGUAGUCCCAGAAUACCACCAAUGAUUUUGUUUGCACUUGUUCAGCUAGCAUGUAUCUAUCUUUUACAUACAGGUGUGACAUCCACUUCAUCACUGGUAUGUAUCUAAAGAGAAAACUGUAGUGCUUUUACAGGUGUUCAAAUUGUGUAUGCAUUCUAUAGGGUACACAAUAUUAUCAGAUUGUUAGUAGCAUAAUGUGCAAACUUUGAGCACUGAAACCUAUUUCAAUAUAAAAAUGAAUAAAUAUUGGAGGAAGGAGAAAUUAUGCAUCCUUAUCUCACCAGACAGAAGAAAUGUGACAACUGCCCCGCGGGCCAGGGCACUCCCUUAUUUUGGACCUAACAGAUAUGUGCCAUUGAACAGGGUAUGGUUUUCAGGGUGUUGCAUCUUAGACAUCUUAUAAAUAGUAUACACAUUUUCACUAUUUAGCAUCUUGAAAAGGGUGUCUUUUUGGACUGGAAGCAUGAAAAGAGUAUGACCUUUGAUGAGUAGAGUGCCAACAAUUUUUUCCAGAAAACGUGGUUCCAUGAUGUUAGUUUAAAAAAUCACUUACCUUGUAUGCAAGACAAAAUGAAUCAGGGUCAUGUGACAAGGUCUCUUGUCUUAUGUUUGAUUUUUGUUUUAAACAGGGUAAGGAAUUAAAGGCCAGCUUUCUACCCCAAACUUCUCAUUAUUGUCCCCCACCUGCCGAAAGGUGGCUAUCUUGCUUGCCUCAGGGCAAUUUGUAAAUUAAAGUGGAACUGACUGUACUAAUACCUACCACUGGCAUCUUGCUUCAAUGUAUUUCACUAAUCUGUUUUCUAUUGAAUCUUUGUUCUUUUGCAGUGGUUGAUUUCUGCAUUAGUAUUUGGAAUAGGUUUCUCACUGUAUACAGCCAUCAACUUGUAUGGUGUUCUAGCCAUAGAGAAUGGUCCUCCAGGAUUAACUGGAACCACACAUGCCAUUGUUGCUUUAGCAGCAAAUGGUAAGGAAACAAUGUUGAUAUUUAUGAUUGUUAUAAGAUGUAAACAGUAGUUAAUUCUGAUUUAUUAAUUUAUUUAAUAAUUAUUAAUUCUAUGACGAUUAGGUAAUAACUGAUUUUAUAAUAACUGAGUGAUUUUUUGCACACUGACUGGAUGAGAGCUAUGGUCGGUAAGACAAGUGACAGACCAUGGAAAUAAUUUGAGGGUGGCACAAUUUGUUUUCUCUUUCUUGCAUGCAGGAUUUUUCAAGAAAGUUCAAUAGAAAUGGACGUCAAAAACUGUCAAUGUUAUUGUAAAAAACAAAUUGAGAACCUUUUCUCACUUGGAAUUUUUAAUGAGCUCCAGGGGCAAGCUAUUGAUAUUUUCUGGAACCAACCUUUUUUUUUUGUUUUCACAGAAAGAAAUAGCCUUUUUGCAAGUUUAUAUCAGACAAGCAAACUUUAACACAAACCUGGUUUAACUGGUCUCGCAUUUGCUCGCAUUUGUUCUCAAUCUUUUCAAGAGUGCUCUAAUUUCGUGGUAAAUCAAAUUUUCAAUUUCACAAGGCAAAAAAUGUGUUUAAAUUUGCUCUCUGACAAACAGCAUAAGGGCUGUUUAAAAAAAAUUGUAAAAAAAUUAAGGGCUAUUCAAGAAAAUAAUACACAAUUAUUAUUGGAUGAGGUUCUUGUAAUAUCUGGAAUACUCAAGGUUGAGAUAAGCGUUAUCAGCCGAGCUGAAGGCCAAGGCUGAUAACACUUAUCGAGACCUUGAUUAUUUAGGAUAUCACAAAAACUGAAUCUAGUAAUUGUUUCAUUAUACAUUGUUUUGGCGAAAAUAAUGACAAACAUACUGUCACAAGGAACCUGAAUUGAUAAUGUGUUUUAGAAAUCAUGCAUCGCAUAUGCAACCUAAAGAUUAGUCAGUUAUCUGCUAGCAGACAACUAUUUAUCUGUAGGUUGCACUGAUUUCUAAAAUUAGCUGUAGGCUCUUAGCCAAUGAGAAACAGAUAGUGAGUACAGUGUAUAAUAAUAGUGUACAAUCUGUUUAUCAAGACUUCCUUUUCUUUACAAUUUUUUAGUUGGUGCAACACUUGCUGGAAUUCCCCUCACAACAAUCAGCAAGUCGUAUGACUGGGGAGGUGUUUUUGUUGCUCUUGAACUGGCUUCUCUUUUCUGUUUCUGUUUACUGGUUGGAGCAAGGAACGUUAACACAUGCAUGAUUCAGCCAUCAAAGCUGGAAUGA